AUGAGCCGCUGGCCGCAGUGCCAGGGCGACCCCAACGGCACCGACCCCGGCGCCAUGCGGCAGCGGGGCAACGGGACGGGGCGGGCAGCGGAGGGCUGCAGCACCGUCUCGGUGGCGUUCCCGCUGACCAUGAUGAUCACGGGCAUCGUGGGCAAUGCCCUGGCCAUGCUGCUGGUCUCCCGCAGCUACCGGGCCAAGAAGAGCCGGCGGAAGCGGUCCUUCCUGCUGUGCAUCGGCUCACUGGCGCUCACCGACCUGCUGGGGCAGCUGCUGACCAGCCCCAUCGUCAUCUCUGUCUACCUGUCCGACCGCGCCUGGGACGCUGUCGACACCUCGGGCCACCUCUGUGCCUUCUUCGGCUUCAGCAUGACAGUCUUCGGCCUCUGCCCGCUCUUCAUCGCCAGCGCCAUGGCCGUGGAGAGGACGCUGGCCAUCCGCGCGCCCCACUGGUACGCCAGCCACAUGAAGACGCGGGUGACGAAGGCGGUGCUGCUCGGCAUCUGGCUGGCCGUGUUCGCUUUCGCCCUCCUGCCCAUUGCCGGCCUGGGCCAGUACACUCUGCAGUGGCCCGGCACCUGGUGCUUCAUCAGCACCAGCGACAGCCAGCUCACCGGGAGCCUCUUCUUCGCCUCCACCUUUGCCAUCCUUGGGCUCCUCUCCCUCGUGGUGACUAUGGCAUGCAACCUGGCCACCAUCGAGGCCUUGGUGUCUCGUUGUCGGACCAAAGCGACUACAUCACGCUCCAGCAAGCAGUGGGGGCGAAUCGCCAUGGAGACACUGAUCCAGCUCUUGGGGAUCAUGUGUGUCCUCUCAGCCUGCUGGUCACCGCUGCUGAUAACGAUGUUGAAGAUGAUCUUCAGCCACACAUCCUUUGAACACUGCAAGGGAUUCUCCAGUGAAGCCCAAAGCUCAGAACUGCACAAGGAAUGCAAUUUCUUCUUGACAGCUGUGCGUUUGGCCUCGCUAAACCAGAUACUGGAUCCAUGGGUUUACCUGCUACUCAGAAAGAUCCUCCUCCAGAAGUUCUGUCAAGCAGCCAACGCUGUCUCCAAGUGCUCUAACAAUGAGUGGAAAGAGAGAUCAAUCACCUUGUCAGAGGAAAUCCAACGGACAACGGCAUGA
Molecule: messenger RNA, 1122 nt
Organism: Nipponia nippon (crested ibis)
Lineage: Eukaryota; Metazoa; Chordata; Aves; Pelecaniformes; Threskiornithidae
Gene: PTGER3
Product: prostaglandin E receptor 3
Biological process (GO): adenylate cyclase-activating G protein-coupled receptor signaling pathway; intestine smooth muscle contraction; negative regulation of gastric acid secretion
Cellular component (GO): plasma membrane
Molecular function (GO): prostaglandin E receptor activity
Source: RefSeq, a predicted model, not a curated record